AUGUUUUACCGGACAGCUGCAGCCCAACAGCAAACGGCCGCAGCAAGGCAAAAUGUAUGCUCAAGGCUUGGAUUUCAGCUGCUAGCUACCCGGCCCUCCGUCGCUCAACAUCACCAACUCCAAGCGGCGGCCCCUUCCCAGUGGGGCUCAGCAAGCAGGGGCGCUGCAUCCUUAGGGUUGUUGCGGGUCGGCUCCCUCGUCGCGAUGAGCUGCAUUGCCGACGAAGCCCUAGCGGCAUCCUACACGACCGAGGAGCCAGUUGCCUCUGCUUCAGGUUUCGGCGUGGCAGCCGCAGUCGCGACGCAAGUCCCGAAAGAAAGCAUGGGAAAACCCGACAGCUCUGCCAAUCUGGUGCUCACCGCGGGGGCCUUCGUGCUGCCGCACCCCGACAAGAUGCAUAAGGGCGGGGAGGACUGGUACUUCAUCGCCAAAAACCGCAGAGCAGUCGGAGUGGCGGAUGGAGUGGGCGGAUGGGCCGAGGUGGGGGUGGAUGCGGGGGCCUACGCACGGCAGCUGAUGCGCAAUGCCGCGGACGUCGCAGAUGCGGCCACUCGAGGCAAUGGGGACGGCGGCGCUGAAUCCAGCGAGAUUUUGGAGCGUGCUUACGGCUUGACCACCGUCCGCGGCUCCUCUACUGCGUGUGUGGCGGUGUUGAAUGGCGACCACUUGGCGGUUUCAAAUCUGGGCGACUCGGGGCUGCUAAUUUUGAGAGCAGGCGCUGUGGCGUUCCACACGCCACAGCAGCAACAUGGCUUCAACUUCCCCUACCAGAUAGGGUCCCCCGACUCAAUGUCCGACCCGCCGCAGUCCGCACAGCGCUUCGAGAUUCGUGUGCAACCCGGAGACCUGAUCCUCCUUGGAACGGACGGGUUGUGGGACAACUGCUUCGACGAGGAGCUGGCCUGCGUGUUGCGGUACUGCAGGGAUCAGUCCAUGGACGCGCCCAAAAUGGCUGAGGUAGUGGCGCACUACGCACGACACCGCGCAUCGGACUCGAAGUUCGCGUCGCCCUUUGCGUAUUCCGCGUUCCAGGCUGGCUUUGCGUACAUGGGCGGUAAGAUGGACGACAUCACAGUGCUCAUCUGCCUGGUGCAGCAACCCGCCAAGAUGUGA
Molecule: messenger RNA, 1113 nt
Organism: Volvox carteri f. nagariensis
Lineage: Eukaryota; Viridiplantae; Chlorophyta; Chlorophyceae; Chlamydomonadales; Volvocaceae
Product: Serine/threonine phosphatase, family 2C
Exons: 8
Coding region: 1-1113 (370 amino acids)
Source: RefSeq, a predicted model, not a curated record